Messenger RNA from Cannabis sativa, 2924 nucleotides. RefSeq lists its product as uncharacterized. Lineage: Eukaryota; Viridiplantae; Streptophyta; Magnoliopsida; Rosales; Cannabaceae. Gene Ontology annotation, biological process: double-strand break repair. Gene Ontology annotation, cellular component: nucleus; site of double-strand break. The transcript is spliced from 12 exons. The record is from RefSeq and is a predicted model, not a curated record. Bases 204 to 1994 code for a protein of 596 amino acids.
UAUUUAAAAUUUAGAUUUAGGGGAAAAAAAAAUUAGAUGGGUAAUUUCGUCAUAUCAUAUUUACCACGAAUAAAUUAGAGGUUCCCGCCAUUUAUAUAAAACAAAAAAGAAGCAAAAACCUUCAUCUUUCUUCUCCAGAAAUCUUCGUCAAUCAAAAACCCAUUUCAUUAGGUUUCCAUAUUCCUCAGCUCAAUUUCGCAUCAAUGGAGGAUAAGAAGAGAUGGAGCGUCACCUACACAAGGCAUAUGAAGCAGAAGCGCAAGGUUUAUCAAGACGGUUUUCUAGUACAACAUACCUCAACCAAUAAGCUUUCACUGUACGACGAGUGCGAGAAGCUCUUGGAAUGUAAGGUUUUGAAGAAUGAUGAGGUUGUUAGCUGCGGCGAAAGUCUCACAUUCAAUUCUUUUCUUAUCGACGUUAAUGAUGCUGAGGGAGAUCACGAAGUUAGAUCUGAUUUGAAUUCGAUUGGGAGAAAUAGUCGGAGAGAUGAGAAAAGCAAAUCGCAGCAGCGACAGAGUUUGAGUUUGAGUCCGUCGCAGAAGAUUAUAAGAGAUUUUAAGAAGAGAGAAGUGCGCAAGUAUGUAGCUAUACAGAGCCAAAGAACUCCGGAUAUAACAAAGUCUAGCAUUACAGAAUGGGAGGCCAUGUACACAACACAGCUUACUCAAAAGUCUAAGAAGUUUCAUGAUGGUUUUGUGCAGCUCGAGAUUCGGGGAUCCAUGGGGAGGCAGCUCAUGCUGUUGGAUGAAAGUAAAAGUACACUAGAUAGUAAGUUCUUAAAAAAGGAUGAGAAGAUAGAAUCUGGAGCAACAAUUUCUUUUGAUGCUCAUUUAGUUCGAAUUGGAGAACCUCAAGGAGAUCACAAGAGUUUUGGAGGAAGUAAUUCUAAUGUUGAGAGAGAAACAGGAAUCAUGAAUGGACAGCGAAACUAUGGUCACGGAGGCUUUAAAACUGCUAAAGAAGAGUUUGUCAAGAGUGAAUUUAAAUCUGGGGCAUCUCAUAACAGUCAAGAUACAACCCAAUCUAGUUCAACAGAGUGGCAGGUCAUGUACACAUCACAGUUAACUCAAAAGUCCAAGAAGUUUCACGAUGGUUUCUUGAGGCUUGCAAAUAGUGGCUCCUGUAGGAAGCGGGGAAUGCUGUAUGAUGAAACGAGAAAUCUCUUGAAUAGUGGAUUCUUGAAAAGAGAUGAAGUUGUAAGAACUGGCGUGUCGUUUGUAUUUGAUGCUUAUUUGGUUGAAAUUGGACAGCCUGAUGAAAACAAUGAACCUAUAGCUGCUUCCAGUGCUCAGGAAAACUGUUGUGAGAUUGUUAAGGAUAUUGAAAAAAUGCACAGACAGCAAAGUUCUCUUGCAUUUAAUAAAUCCGCUUUAAAAGACAAACCUUCUGGUAAUCCUUGUUUGAGGAAAGCUACAGAAUCAGAUAUUAGCUUCUCAGCCAAAAUAGACUCAAAGGAAUCUGGCAGUACAGCUACUACAAACCCUCUGCGGAAUGCCCGUCAAAUUUUGUCUUUUCUCCAAAAACCCAGAAUUCAAAAUAAUGUUCCAGUAGACAAUAAAAACACGACCCCUACAAAGGAGCCACUACUUGCAAACGCUGCAGAUAUGGAUUUCCCUGAACAUAAUAAAACACCAGAAUUAUCAGUUCUUCAUGAUCAAUCAAGUGAAAGUGUUGAUGCUAUGGAAUCAAAAGAACAUAUGGACCUUAAGAAACCAUUUCAUAUGUCUUCCGAAGACUUUGCAGCAAUAUCCAGUGGUGAUGACAGUCAGUUAUUGAAUGAUAACAACGAUAAUGGAACUUCCCACCUGCAGCUUAAGACAGACAAGAUGGACAUCGAUUCUAAACAGUGUGAUGAAGCAUUAUGUUCUGAUAUGCCAUGUUCCUCUACUACUUCUUGUGGUCCUAUUGAUGCAGAAAAGAAUUGUUCGGUGGAUAAUUUUACUUGUGCAUGGGAUGUGAAUGAAUGUCCAAGUUUUGAUCUUGGAAUCUUCUAGACACUCACAACAGCAGAUGCCUUUUUUGUGAAUAACGAGUCAAUGAUCAGAUCGACUUAGCUAUGAUACUUGUCUGCAAGGAAGAAUGUUCCAAGAGUAUUUUCUUUAUCACAUAUCUUGACCAUCACAUUGUUGAUGAAAGAGAUGAAGUUGAGAAAUUGGGCAUCACAACUGAGAAUUCGUAGGGCGUCUUCAGACACUCAACAGUGCAAUGUGUAUUCUUUCUCUGUGAGAGGAAUUACAAGACAACUAACCAUGCCAACCAACGUUGUAUGCCUGCCUACUCAGUGUACACGUAUAUAUCUUUAUAUACAGAUUCAAUGGACUCAUAUUUUUCCAUAAUCUUUUUACAAAAAUACCAUUAGAUCAAGUGUAUCUAAUAAAACAUAUAUUAAAAAAAAUGUUACCUUCCCAUGCAUCUGUAUAUUACUUUUGAUUUUGAAUGUGUUUUAAUAUUAUCUUUAAUCUAAGAUGUUUCUCAUGGUGUAGAAAUAAUUUUAUGUUGUGUGUAUUUAUUUAUAUAUAUUUCUCUUGUUAGGAGGCUUUCCAAUAACAUUGCUCAUGGCCUCGCAAAAUACGCUUUCAUAGAGUUGGAUAGUAAAUUAACCAGCAUUCAAGGAUAUUUCCUCCCGCAUUUACUUUGUUAUUGUAAAUGAAGGUCCAUGAUUUAUAAUAGAAGAUCUUUCCCUAAAAAAAAGGAGAGAAGGGAGAAUGCAUAAUAAAGUUUUUGAUACAUUAACUUGUAUGAAAAGACCUCUGGAGGGAAAAUGCGCUGGAGACAUGGUUUGACACCUCUGGAGUCUGGAGGAAAAAUGUGCUGGAGAGAUGAAACAGGUACUUAUCUUUCUUUACAUUUGUGAAUUAGUAAAAGUUGACCAAAACACUUGGAAGAAACAAUAUAUGCUUCAAAACUUUGAUUUUAUUACUUUG